CAUAACAAGUAAUCUUCACAUACUCAUUUUAACAACUUAUAUAGUCUCAAACAAUCAAACCUUCAAGACUUUAACAUACUUCAUAUUUUGAUUUAAGAUCAAUGGCGGCCAUGGUUGACACCAACAUUUCUACUGUCCAAGGAAACACCAAAACCAGCAUUGUGCGUCCUAUUGCUAACUUUCCUCCUUCUUUAUGGGGUGAUCGUUUCCUAUCUUUCAACCUCGACAACUUGGAAUUGGAUGAUUAUGUUGCAGCCAUGAAAGAACCAACUGAUGAGAUACAAAGAUUAAUCGUUGAUUCAAACAUGGACUCAAAUGAGAAACUAUGUUUGAUCAACUGCGUGUCUCGUCUUGGUUUAAGCUAUCUUUUCAUCAAAGAUAUCGAGAUUCAACUUGAAAAGCUUUUCAAGGAGCUUAAUAUGGAAGAGUAUAAUGAAUUUGACCUCUACACAACUUCAGUGAACUUUCUUGUAUUUAGACAAUAUGGACACAAACUAUCUUGUGAUGUGUUUAACAAAUUCAAGGAUUUUAGCACCGGAAAAUUCAAGGAACACAUUAGAACCGAUGUGAAGGGCAUGUUGUGCUUUUAUGAAUGCACACAUUUAGGAAUACGGGGCGAAUCCAUUUUGGAUGAGGCCUUGGCAUUCACAGAAUCGCAUUUAAAGAGCGUGGUGGGUACACUUGAAGGGACUCUCGCAAAACAGGUGACACAAGGGCUGAAAUUCGCUUCUCAACGAGGAUUGCCGAUUGUAGAGGCAAGGCUGUAUUUCUCCAACUUUGAAGAAGAAUGUUCAAAAUACGAUCCACUGCCGAAGCUUGCAAAAGCACAUUUCAUUUACUUUCAACUGAUGCAAAAGGAGGAAUUGUCUAUACUCACAAAGUGGUCUAAGGACAUGAAUUUCCAAACGAUAGCUACAUAUACAAGAGAUAAAAUGCCGGAAUUGUACCUAUGGGUGUUAGCCGUAUUCUUAGAGCCUCGUCACGUUGAAGCCAGAUUCAUAACUACAAAAAUUGCACAGCUAGUGUUGGUGUUAGAUGAUACGUUCGAUGCAUAUGCAACUAUUGAAGAGCUCCGACUUCUUACUGAUGCCAUAAGCAGGUGGGAAAUUAGCUCUAUGGAGCAACUUCCAGAAUAUAUUAAACCAUUUUACCAAAUUCUGCUCAAUGAGUAUGCUGAAUGGGAGAAACAGCUUGCUAAAGAAGGAAGAGAAAAUGUGGUCCAUGCUUCAAAAAAAGCAUUUCAGGAUCUAGCUAGGAGUUAUCUUAGGGAAGCCGAGUGGAGACAUAGUGGAACUGUACCAUCAUUUCAAGAAUACUAUGAGAAUGGAUUGGUAACUUCUACCUACAAUCUUCUUGCAAAAUCUUGUUUGAUAGGCAUGGGCAAAAUUGUUGAUGAAGAAGCUUUAGCAUGGUAUGAAAGUCAUCAAAAAAUUCUUGAAGCCUCAGAACUAAUUGCAAGACUCCAUAAUGAUGUUGUAAGCUUUGAGUUUGAGCGUGAAAGAGAACAUAGAGCUACGGGUAUAGAUGCAUAUAUGAGGACUUUUAGGGUGACCGAAGAUGUAGCUGUCAAAGAACUCAAGGAAAUGAUUGACAAUGCAUGGAAAGACAUCAACGAGGGAUGUCUAAAGCCAACUAAAGUGUCAAUGGAAUUGCUCUAUCCAAUCCUUAAUCUUUCACGGGUGAUUUAUGUGGCCUAUAGGUUUAAUGAUGGGUUCACCUUCUCAGACUUGACUUUGAAAGACUACAUUAGUCUCUUAUUCGAGGCUUCUGUGCCCGUGUAAUCGUAAUCAAACCAUCUGAUCCAUUUUUUUUUUAUUAUUUCGAUUUCGUUUAUAAGGCGUUUGCCAGUAAAGGAUUGAAUAAGAUACCUUGUACGAAAUAUUAUUAUGAGUUUGAUUUAAUUAAUGAUAUGAUUCAGAUUAUGCAA
Molecule: messenger RNA, 1927 nt
Organism: Erigeron canadensis
Lineage: Eukaryota; Viridiplantae; Streptophyta; Magnoliopsida; Asterales; Asteraceae
Product: germacrene A synthase short form-like
Exons: 7
Coding region: 102-1781 (559 amino acids)
Biological process (GO): diterpenoid biosynthetic process
Molecular function (GO): terpene synthase activity; magnesium ion binding
Source: RefSeq, a predicted model, not a curated record